Messenger RNA from Telopea speciosissima, 426 nucleotides. Its product is annotated as protein RALF-like 33. The record is from RefSeq and is a predicted model, not a curated record. NCBI's taxonomy places the organism in Eukaryota, Viridiplantae, Streptophyta, Magnoliopsida, Proteales, Proteaceae. The transcript has a single exon. The coding region runs from base 23 to 373 and encodes 116 amino acids.
AAGAAGAAGGAGGAGAAGAACAAUGGCGAAGUCUUCAUGCCUAUUGUUGUUGGUAGGCAUCUUCGUAGUGACCUUCGUCUUCUCAUCCUCCAGAGUCGAAGCCAGCGGAGAUUACCAAAUAGGUUGGAUUCCGACGAGAUCCGCCUGCGAUGGAUCGAUUGCAGAGUGUUUCUCCGGCAAUGAGUUCGAAAUGGACACAGAGAUCAACCGGCGUAUUUUAGCAACAAGUAGUUACAUAAGCUAUGCAGCACUGAAGCGCAACAGUGUCCCUUGCUCAAAACGAGGUGCCUCUUAUUACAAUUGCAAAAGUGGAGCUCAAGCCAACCCUUACAGCCGUGGUUGCAGUACCAUUACUCGUUGUAGAGGAAGUUAGUUUUCUUCUUCUCUUUUAUCCGAUCCUUCUUCUUCGUCUUUCUUUCUUUUUUU